AUGGCUUCGGCCGGCGUCCAGGAAUCGCCGCCAAUGGCGCCAGCACCACCCCUGGUCCUCGGCGAUGCGACGGCACAAGACGGCGUAGACAAGGAGGACAACAGCAAAAGCGAUGGCAGAGAUGACACCAACAGCACCGACAACACAAGUGCCAGCCACAGCAGAAGCCCUGUCGCCGUCUCCAACACCGCCUCGGCCUCGGCGACCGCAUCGCCGUCCCCGACUGCGCCGGACUCACCCAUCCGCAUUGUCUCGGACAUUCAAGACGUCUCUCAUCAUCCUCCUCCGCCUCAUCCUGUUGCUGCUGCCUCAGCCACCGUCUACCUCCCUCCCAUGGCAUCUGCCCCUGCGCCUCCCACAUCGGUGCCAAGCCCGGCCUCGUCGGCGUCUCCCUCCAUCCACGGCCUUGGCGGCCGGCUGGCUGUGUCGUCCAGGGGCAACACGCCUCUACGCUCGCCUGCGCUGCCCUCGCCUUCCCUUCCUCUGCGAGCAUCUCCUGCAGCCAGCCACCUGCCCCCAGCAGCGACCCAGCCGACACCUGCCACAAGAGUCAACAGCUACCAGAACAGCCCCACUUGGCGCGCUCAGUCUCCCCGUCCGCACAGAAAAGUCCCCAUCACCCCAGCCCCGGGCCCAGGCACCGGCUCUCCUGCGCCUCCUCCCACGGCAGGUUUCCCUUCGCCUGGCCGAGACCAUGUCCACGCGGACCCAAAGUUCCUCGACGACAAGACGAGGAUCACCUACGGCAUCCAGCAGGCCAUACCCGAAGCCGUGAGGCGCUCCGUCCGGGAUAACUGGGAGAAGUGUCUACUCGGCUCCGAUUUCCACCAGGCCUUCAUCCUCAACGCUAGUAUACACCAUGCCACCCCGGCGGCUGUUCAGCGUGGCAUGCGUGACUUUGGAAAAGCCAUGAUUUCCGCCGCAAAGAAUGAGAUUGUUGAUGCAAUGACUCCUGCCGACAUUGACGCUGUAGCCGCGCACUUGCUCACCAAGGCGAGCGACGCCUUCCUCGACGCGGCCCUCGAGCUUCGUCUCAAGUCGAUCAACGCCAAGCGCCUUAUUAAUGCGCUCGCCAGAGCUGAGCGCCUUGGGUACGAGCCGGGUGAUGUCCAGGCCGAGGAUAACGACACGACUGCGAGCCAGCCACCAGUCCAUCAAGAGCCUGUGAUGGCUCCUCAGUCGACGGCUCAGAUGCCUGCUCAUCCCGGUCAACCAACAGCGCAGGCCUUGUAUUGCGGAAUGUGUUUCCGAAAGUUCAACCACCAGUCCGCGUAUGAGCAUCAUGUGAAGGCCAAGGUCUGUACGCGCUCGCCUAGUGCGCCAGGCGGCUUCAAAUUCUCUUGCCAGCACUGUGGCCAAGGCUUCACAACUGUCAUGGGUGUCCAGUAUCAUAAUGCAAACAAGGUCUGCGGGGACUUUAAAGAGCCCUACAGUCCCAACACAGCGCCAGUUGCUUCCACACCAACCGCACCUAGGGCCAAGAGGCCUGCUCCCACGACCCCAGCGCCGUUGCCCACACCGGCGCUUACGUCGGCAUCGCUAUCAACAUCGACACCAGCCUCCUCACGGGCUGGCGCUCGACCAUCAUCUUCAGGAGAUGGCUCACGCAAGGGGACGCCGGGCUUGCACACCCCGGACGGCGCCGUUGCCGACCCGUAUGCACACCUCUCGCCCGAGCAGCUGGCGGCCAUGCAGGAGGAGCUCCGACAGGCCGAGCUCACCUACGGCGAGCGGUUCCGACAGGCCUGCACGAUCCCGGAUCCGGCGGAGAAGAAGACCCGGCUCGACGGGCUCGCCAACUCGUUCGGCACGAAGCAGUCGUUGAUCCGCAAGAAGUACGGUGUCAGGCUCCGCAUGCGGAGAACAAAGGCCGAGAUCCAGGCCGAGAGGGACCGCAUGCAGUACAAGACGGCCGCGGAGCUGGCGGCAGACAUUGGGAUCCCUAGUGCCGGCCCAGGACGACCCGGUCGACCUGUCGCCUCGACACCUCGCCCUGCCAGCACGAUCGCGCGUGGCUCCAACGGCGGCACUGGGACCAUGUGGUCGAGUGUGAAUCGCCCUGGUGCGCAGGCGCCAACGAGCACGCUGGCUUCGGCGUCGCCAGUGCCCAGCCCGGCCCUCGGUGACUCGCGGGCCGCAGACGUGUCGAUGCACGGCGGCAAUAAGCGGCGGUUCUCCGGCUCCGGCCCCUCCCCCAGCAGCAAACGACUGGCAUACUCCGAGAUGGGCGGCCUCUCUGGCGGUGCCGCGGCCGACGCGGAGACUAUGGACCCCACGCUGCCGCCUGGCUCCGGUACCAGGGUCACCUCGACCGCCGGCGCUAAGGGCCAGGGCACGGCCGAGGAGCCUAUGGCCCUGGACGACACUGAGUCCGAGUCGGAAGACUCUGGUGAUGACGAUGAGGACAUCCCCGCUGAGCUGCCGCCUAGCGUUCGCCAGAGCCUGCAACAGGGCAGCCCGUCCGUGACGCCCGGUCUGUAG
Molecule: messenger RNA, 2481 nt
Organism: Diaporthe amygdali
Lineage: Eukaryota; Fungi; Ascomycota; Sordariomycetes; Diaporthales; Diaporthaceae
Exons: 2
Coding region: 1-2481 (826 amino acids)
Source: RefSeq, a predicted model, not a curated record